AGUCGAGUUUUGAUCGCUUGAGGGGAUGACGUGUUGUCACUCGACAAAAUAACGUGAACGCGUGUUCGUCUUAUCCGCAAUAAUUUAUGUGGAAAAAACUACUACAAAUAACUAAAGUGCCACAAUAAAGUGUAUCAGUGAUUAAUUAACAAGGUUAUCGUACAAUAACUGUGAUUUUUAUACCGAAAGUGAUAUUUUUAGACGGGGUAUAUUCUUAUGAUGCGUGUUCUGUAGGACUGUAGUUAUGUUGACUGGGUUGUGUGAUUAAUAUUUUUAAUUGGUACCAUGGCGUUAGUUAAUUUCAGCUUGUGUUUAUUUGUUUUCCUGCACCAUCUCUCUACGGUAUAUAUGUACGAAGCCAUGUCAGAAUCUGUUGUCAGCCACACAGAUCCAAAGCCCGAGGAUGCCGAAGUGCGAUGUUACUGCAACACGGCGCAGUGCGUGGGGACAGGGUACAUGUGUCUGUCCACGCCGGGCGGCGGCUGCUAUAGCGAGGUUCCUGCGCCGCGCCGGCCUCACCACGCUCGCCACGGCUGCCUGCAUCAUCUAGCUGACACGCCACAAGAAGCCCGGGCGCACUGUCAGAACACCCCCGGUGGCAGUCCGGCCCUGGCGCCCUCGCUGCUUCUCUGCUGCUUCCAGGACCUGUGCAACCACGAGGACAGCCCGCAGGCCAGGGCGCGCCUCAACGUCACCAGCUCUGAAUUUGAUGCGAACUCCGUCGCGAGCGAACGUGGCGCUAACUUCAAUGGGGAGGUGUGGUUCAAAGCUGCGACUAUAGCCGUGCCUGUGUGUGGGGCGCUCAUUCUCUUUAUUCUCGUGGCCGUUGCUGUACGGCUUUUGAAGGCUGAUGCAUUGUUACACGCAGAUAGGAAGCUAAGGGGUGGCUACAUGUCUCCGCUAGCUCAAAACACAUCAGAAGACGUCAAAAAAGUGUGGGUGGGUACCCCUUCAGCUCCUCUACUGGUGGCCCCGGGGGGUUGCCUGGUGGCUGUGGAGAGGGCUCAACUAGUGGACGUACCCCCCUCCCAACAGCUCUGCGAUAUCCAACGGUAGACUGUGACUGAAGUGAGCGAGAAAUCUCUUUGGCGGGGUGCAUCUUGGGGUGAACGUUAGAGGGUUAGGUCUUUGAAAUUUUCUAUUUUUUGGAGAUGCACAAUAAAGAGGAAAAUGGUGAAGUCAUCAGACGUGUGUGUGUAUGUAGACUUUUAGAAGGACAAUAUUUUAUUUCAUUACUUUUAAAAGACCAAACCAAAAACUCGACUGAUAAAUUACGAAGUUUCUAUAAUUUGAUUGGCAUAUUUUGUCUUUUCUUACCUUUUAAAAUCUAGAAUCAACUUUUUGCCAUCAGCUAAAAUAAUGAAAUUGAAUUUACAAUGAAAUCCCAGUGCUACUAUCAGUUCUAAGUCUCAUGAAAUUAUAAAAAUAACCAAAACUGAAUCUUCUUCGAAAAUUGAUCUCAAAUUUAUUUCCAAACUUCACUCCAGGUGGCGCCACGCGGUAUACCAAAUCUACCAUUCUGUAUAUUUAAUUGUAAUCUAGUGUAAGAGCUUGUGUUCCUUAUCUUUUGUAUGUACACUUUUCAUUAUAUCCUUUUUGUCGUACUUUUACCGAAAUUUCAGUUUAGUUACCACAAAAUCCCUUUUCAGGGACAUGAAACAUCUGUCCAAUUAAGGGAAUGAUGCUAAACUUAAUCACUUAAUUUAAACUGAAUACUUUUACAUGUCCUUUUUUCUACAUUUAAAGUUUCAUAUCCUAAAUACUUACACUUUCAAUCACAAUUUGUUAGAUUUAUAAUAUAAUGUGUAGAUAUGUUAAUAAAAUUUAAAGCGUGAUUUAUAUGGGUCGCACCUUUGGACUCUCAUUUUUAUACGCUCACAUCAAAGCUACUCAAAUGAGGAAAUAUUUUUUUGUAUAGAACGAUAUGUGAUCAUCUUGGAUCAAUAACACGGUGUUUAAGAUCGAGAGACAAGUGGCCGAGCCCAUUUAUUAGACGGCAAUUUUACUACUAAUAUACUGCGUGACCAAAA
Molecule: messenger RNA, 2030 nt
Organism: Plodia interpunctella (Indianmeal moth)
Lineage: Eukaryota; Metazoa; Arthropoda; Insecta; Lepidoptera; Pyralidae
Product: BMP and activin membrane-bound inhibitor homolog
Exons: 5
Coding region: 286-1056 (256 amino acids)
Biological process (GO): transforming growth factor beta receptor signaling pathway
Molecular function (GO): frizzled binding
Source: RefSeq, a predicted model, not a curated record